Molecule: messenger RNA, 2196 nt
Organism: Galeopterus variegatus (Sunda flying lemur)
Lineage: Eukaryota; Metazoa; Chordata; Mammalia; Dermoptera; Cynocephalidae
Product: band 4.1-like protein 4A
Exons: 21
Coding region: 1-1812 (603 amino acids)
Cellular component (GO): cytoskeleton
Source: RefSeq, a predicted model, not a curated record
AUGGAGGGCCUUGUAGGCCAUCAUAAAGACUUUGUCUUUUACUUUGAGUACAAAGGGAAACUACUGGAGGAUAUUGAACAGAAGAAAAUCCUUGCUGGACCUCCAUAUACUUUGUAUUUUGGUAUUAAAUUCUAUGCUGAAGAUCCAUGUAAACUUAAAGAAGAAAUUACCAGAUAUCAGUUUUUCUUGCAGGUGAAGCAAGAUGUCCUUCAGGGCCGGCUGCCCUGCCCUGUCAACAUUGCUGCUCAGCUGGGAGCUUAUGCCAUCCAGUCUGAACUUGGAGAUUAUGACCCUUAUAAGCAUACUGCAGGAUAUGUGUCAGAAUACAGGUUUGUUCCUGAUCAGAAGGAAGAACUUGAAGAAGCCAUAGAAAGGAUUCAUAAAACUCUAAUGGGUCAGGCUCCUUCUGAAGCUGAGCUGAAUUACUUGAGGACUGUCAAAUCCCUGGAGAUGUAUGGCGUUGACCUCCAUCCCGUCUAUGGAGAAAACAAGUCUGAGUAUUUCUUAGGAUUAACUCCAGUUGGUGUUGUUGUCUACAAGAAUAAAAAGCAAGUGGGGAAGUAUUUCUGGCCUCGGAUUACAAAGGUUCACUUCAAGGAGACUCAAUUUGAACUCAGAGUACUUGGAAAAGAUUGCAAUGAAACCUCAUUCUUUUUUGAAGCUCGAAGUAAAACUGCUUGCAAGCAUCUCUGGAAGUGCAGUGUAGAACAACAUACAUUUUUCAGAAUGCCAGAAAAUGAGUCAAAUUCAUUGUCAAGAAAACUCAGCAAGUUUGGAUCCAUAAGUUACAAGCACCGAUAUAGUGGCAGGACAGCUUUGCAAAUGAGCCGAGAUCUUUCUAUCCAACUUCCCCGGCCUGAUCAGAAUGUGGCAAGAAGUCGAAGCAAGACUUACCCUAAGAGAGUAGCACAAACACAGCCAGCUGGAUCAAACAGCAUAAAUCGGAUAACUGCAAACAUGGAAAAUGGAGAAAAUGAAGGAACAACUAAGAUUAUUGCACCUUCACCAGUAAAAAGUGGACUCUACAACUCGCCCAAUGACCGCACUAAGUCACCAAAGUUUCCCUACGUGCGUCGCCAAAACCCCUCAUGUGGAAGUGAUGACUCUGUGCAGCCGGUGAGGAGAAGGAAAGCCCAUAACAGUGGUGAAGACUCAGAUCUAAAGCAAAGAAGGAGGUCACGCUCACGCUGCAACACAAGCAGUGGCAGUGAAUCGGAGAAUUCUAAUAGAGAACACCGGAAAAAGAGAAACAGAAUACGGCAAGAGAAUGAUAUGGUUGAUUCAGCACCUCAGUGGGAAGCCGUAUUAAGGAGACAAAAGGAAAAAAACCAAGUGGACCCUAACAAUAGGCGAUCCAGACACAGAUCUCGCUCGAGAAGCCCAGACAUCCAAGCAAAAGAAGAGUUAUGGAAACAUAUUCAAAAGGAACUUGUGGAUCCAUCUGGACUGUCAGAAGAACAAUUAAAGGAGAUUCCAUACACUAAAAUAGAGACUCAAGGUGACCCGGUCCGUAUCAGGCAUUCUCACUCACCUAGGAGUUACCGCCAGUACCGCAGGUCACAGUGUUCGGAUGGAGAGCGGUCAGUGCUGUCGGAAGUGAAUUCAAAAACGGACCUUGUACCACCACUUCCGGUGACUCGUUCUUUGGAUGCUCAGGGAUCUGGUGGCUCUACAGUUCAUCAGAAAAGAAACGGGUCUAAAGACAGCCUGAUUGAAGAAAAAUCCCUGGCAUCUCCAAGCAAUCCGGCUGGGAAACACACAGCAAAAACAAUAAAAACUAUCCAAGCUUCUCGCCUCAAGACAGAAACUUGAUCGUAGGGAAGGGCCAGGGACGGGGGUGGGAAGGGUAUGUGUGCCACUGGUACUUUUGAAACUGUGAAUUAGACAAUUAUUCAAAUAUCUUGAACCUGCAAGUGUUUCUUCAGCACAAGAAAAUAUGCAUCUUUUGCUUCUUUUAAAGGUUUAACUACAGCAUAUACUUGUGCUGAAGGGCCUUUUUAUUUUAACUGGAAGGAUAGUUUUGAUGCCACAUUUUCCUUCCUGAAACAGGAUGACCAUUCACAACCAAGACUGGAUACUUCUGAUCAACAUUCUGCAAUUUUGGACUGCAGCUGGCUUGCUGUGCAAUAGUACACCAAGCGGGAGAAUGUUCUCCCCAACUCUAGGCGGUUCUCAGCUAGUGCCCAGAUGUACAAG